UUACUGAAUUUCAGUAAUUGUGCUUGAGUCAUACCCAGCACGUGUGCAACCGUCUGGUGACACGCUCCUCUCCAGCGAUCACAGUGUGUUCUCCAGUCGUUUAGGAAACGAAUAUAAAGCGAACUGAUCGAUUCACGGUGGCUUGAGGAGUGCUAGUCUACUUGCGCAUUAUGUAUCGUGCCUGCUUUCUCGUCGUAGUCGUCGCCUUCCAGGUGUUCUCGCUCGUGGCAUCUCAGGAAAACAAUGAUGUACUCGAUAGUUUCAAGGUCUUCGAAAACUUUCCAUUUGGUGUUGCGAUCACUGACAACGACAAUGACACCAUUUUUGAAUGUGUGACGGCAAAAAGAGCCUGGUUAGAUAUGGACUCCAAGAAGGUUGAAUACGUUUGGCUGCUGAAGGGUCCCAAGGGAACUCCAAGAAAAACAAUUGCCUUCUACGCAGCCGAAGGAAACAGCCCUGACACAUUCCUGUUCAUGGAGGGCUCAGAUGACGCCCCACCAGUAGUAGGGAAGCUUUACUAUAGCGACUACAAGACCUGCGCCGUCAUAGAUAUGUCUCACCAAUCACCUCGGUGCAUAUUGUGGGCAACAGAAACCAGCAAAGAUUCGCUUCCUCAAGAAUGCCUCGACCAGUUCGAAAAAAAUUGCGGCGUAGGAAUACCUGUGUACACCAAGGACCUAUGUGCGGACAGUGAGGUCGCCAACUGGUGAUGCAAGCUUCAAAAGGAGUGUAUAAAGCCUCACCCGCUGUACGUAAACGGUUCGAAUGGGAACUUGGAAGCACUGGAGAAUUUGGGAUCACGAGUGCACGGUGGUCAAGAACGCUG
Messenger RNA from Dermacentor silvarum, 826 nucleotides. RefSeq lists its product as uncharacterized. The record is from RefSeq and is a predicted model, not a curated record. Gene Ontology annotation, biological process: symbiont-mediated perturbation of host defenses. The coding region runs from base 171 to 710 and encodes 179 amino acids. Gene Ontology annotation, molecular function: amine binding. The transcript has 6 exons. Lineage: Eukaryota; Metazoa; Arthropoda; Arachnida; Ixodida; Ixodidae.